AUGAAAUUCCAGACGUACGUCUGCAGUUCUACAAGAUCGCAGGCUUUCCUGGCGUCACAGGAUGUUGUGUCCGGACCCAACCUGGAGUUCUACGAUAUUGUGGCAAGCUGGGCUGGGUCAACUCACGACAGCCGCAUUCUGCAGAAUAGCAGAUUUGGCACCUUGUUGGAGAAUUCGCAGUACCCAGGCAUCAUCCUUGGAGACGCUGGCUAUGCCUGCAAGCCACAUCUUCUCACACCUUUGUUGAAUUUACAGACUGCCAGUGAGGAAAGGUAUAAUAAAGCUCACAUCAAAACAAGGAACUCGAUCGAAAGAGCUUUCGGAGUCUGGAAGCGGAUGUUCCCUUGUCUCACAAAGAAGCUGGCAACAAAGUUAGAGACGACAGUUGCCAUAAUCACUGCCACCGCUGUCCUCUACAACAUCUGCCGAAAAAGAAACCUGCUGACCAUGCCGGAUGAAACAGAAGAGGUCGACAGUGAGGCUGUGGAGAAUGCCACAGAUGAUAGAUUAGGGGUGGCAGCAAGACGUGCAUUCAUCCAGCGACAUUUCAGAAGUUAG
Ornithodoros turicata is the source of this 558-nucleotide messenger RNA. RefSeq names its product putative nuclease HARBI1. The transcript has 3 exons. The coding region runs from base 1 to 558 and encodes 185 amino acids. Lineage: Eukaryota; Metazoa; Arthropoda; Arachnida; Ixodida; Argasidae. The record is from RefSeq and is a predicted model, not a curated record.